Messenger RNA from Dendrobium catenatum, 827 nucleotides. RefSeq names its product BURP domain-containing protein 3-like. The transcript has a single exon. The record is from RefSeq and is a predicted model, not a curated record. NCBI's taxonomy places the organism in Eukaryota, Viridiplantae, Streptophyta, Magnoliopsida, Asparagales, Orchidaceae. Bases 108 to 494 code for a protein of 128 amino acids.
CAACUUUUUUCGUCAGCUACAAAUGCGCAACCAAUGAGAAGACAAUCCAUAAUGACCCCAACGCUCCACUCUUCUUCCUGAAAGACAGCCUCAACCUAGGCACAAAGAUGACGCUCGACCUCACCAAGUCUAUCUCAGCCCCGCCUUUCCUCUCAGUUGAGAUGGCCAAUGCCACGCCCUUCUCAUCCACCAAAGUAACCGAAAUCCUCAGCCUCUUCAGCAUCAAGCAUGGCUCGGCGGAGGACAUAGCCAUCCAACGAACCUUGGCAGAGUGUGAGGAGCUUCCGCUCGAUGGUGAGAGAAAGAGUUGCGUCAGGUCAAUGGAAGCCAUGGUGGAUUUUGUCGAGGCUGAGUUGGGCAAUAGGGAUGUUCAGGUCUUUGAGACAGCUAUGGCAGAUGUUGGUGAUCCGGUGGUGGCGGAGCAGGAAUAUAUGAUCGGACAGAAAGAAGUGAAGCACAUAGUGAGUUUUAAGAAGAGUCGUAUUUCUACAUAGAAUUUUUUAAAACAUAAAACUUUGCUCAAUUUUAUUUUUAGGAAGCAAAGGCAUUGGUGUCUUGUCAUCCAGAGCCAUACCCGAGAGCAGUAUAUUAUUGUCACACGGCAAAGAACAUUGAAGCAUAUGCGGUGCAUCUAUAUGGGGCAAAUGGAGCGGCAGUGGACGCUGUAGCGACGUGCCAUACAGACACCUCAGCGUGGGAUCCAAAUUAUGUAGGCUUUAAGAUGCUGAAGGUGAAGCCAAGAACUGAACCAAUUUGCCAUUUUCUACCUCAAGGCCAUCUUAUCUUUGCUGGGCUAUCAAAGAUGGAUAUUUCUGCAUUCUAGUAGU